Candidozyma haemuli is the source of this 585-nucleotide messenger RNA. RefSeq names its product Nbp2p (gene NBP2). The record is from RefSeq and is a predicted model, not a curated record. The transcript has a single exon. The coding region runs from base 1 to 585 and encodes 194 amino acids. Gene Ontology annotation, molecular function: protein binding. Lineage: Eukaryota; Fungi; Ascomycota; Pichiomycetes; Serinales; Metschnikowiaceae.
AUGCCUCCAGACAUUCUUUCCCGUGAAAACACAACCACCAAAGACUAUGCCUAUCCAGAAUCACAUCCACUACAUUUGAAUAAUUAUCCUUCCAGCCAGCGAUCGCUGAUUUCAAGCAGUGAUUCGCUGGAUUUGCCAGAUUUCAAUGAUGACGAUUAUGCAUAUCACGACGACGACACGCUAGGUCCUGAAGAGAUCAACCGCAGAGCUGUGGCUCUAUUUGAUUUUGAACCUGAAAACGAUAACGAGGUCGCCCUAAAAGAGGGCCAGGUCAUUUGGAUAUCUUAUAGACACGGCCAGGGUUGGUUGGUUGCAGAAGAUAUAGAACUGGGCGAAAAUGGGCUUGUCCCGGAGGGGUAUGUGGAUUUGUAUCCCUCUGACGACGACGCCGAAGCCGCCCAAGAACUAGACGUUCCAAAACCAUUUAUUCCACGUAUACUACAGGAGUAUAAGAACCCUGAAGAAGAUAGUGAGUGGGAAGACACGGACUUCGAAGACGCGAAUGCAGAUGAAUCCGAAAGGGAUAGAAACUCCAAAGAGCUCACUUCUCUAGGGGACCAAGUCAAAUCUUCAAAGAUUCAGUAG